CCACAUUGUAAAAAGUUCCAUAUUGAAGUCGCUCUCUAACCGUCCCAUCAUCACGACUUCUUUCGGCUUUCUCUCAGUCCGCCGAUUCGUCACGCCAAAAUGCCUCGAAUACCGCGGGUAGGGGCUCUAGCCUCUCUUCCAUCGACAGUCGUCCCCGUCAACCGAGUCCCCUUCGUUGCCCGCGUCGCCUUCUCAACAACCCCCGUCCACGCAGCUGGUCGCAAGGCCGAAUGGCUCCGAGAUAAGCUGUGGAAGGGUGAAGCUCCUGGAGGCGAUGAUCCUUAUCAAGAGAGAGUGGAACCAGAACAGACAUCAAACUUGCCAGAGGAGGCCUUGGAUCUGUCAAAUGUCGACCGCAGACCCUACCCUGUGCGCACCACUCGUCUCGUGCUACCUCCAAGCCAUUCCGAAGCCAUGACUGAGAAGGAAGUCGAGUCUGUCGACACUGAAUAUACGCCCGCGACUUCAAUUGAUGAUCUGGAGGAGAUUUCACCCGUCAAGACAUGGUGGGACCAACCAGGUCACUGGGGUGAGGAGAGCGAAUUCCAAGGCUUCGGCAGCGCAAACCGAGUAGAGGAUCAAGCAGUUAUGGAGAUUUACGUACGUCAAGCUCUGGUCGAGUCACUCUCAUACCAGCAGCGAGGACUUCUUGAGGAAUAUGCGGUAAAGAAGUGGCCUUUUGGUGACAGGGCCCACCUGGACCGAACAUUGUCUGUGGGAAUUCGAUUUAAGGAUGGAAAGCCUCUUCUCAGCACUCAUUGGAGUGUUGUCACUGAGAAGUUGAAGAAUGUCAGGCCCGGAGAGGUUGAGGAAAAGGUUGAGAUUUCUCCUGAGGAGGCUCAGCAGAUGGUUAAUGCUCUGGACCCCUCAUGGAAGACCGCCACUCUUGACGAUGACCACCUCAAGUUUGCUAUCCGCAAGCGUAUCUACCAACUCACAGGCCAUUUCAUUCCCGACGUCAAGGUCGCCGCCGCCCGCACACCACAAGAGCUCAUCACCGUAGCCCUAACAUUCGCCAAGCGGGGCAAGAAGCUCGCCGAGGUUCUUGAGGAUCAGAAGGCCCUGUUCGCACUUCCUAACGUCAAGGUGCACAACAGGAGAGUCACACCUAUUGACCGUGAGGUUGCUGUUGGUCGCUGGAAGAUUAUUGAGGAGGAGUUGCAAAAGCGAGAUCUGCCUGUUACUGGCACAGGGAAAUAUGGGAAGAAUAAGGAAAGGGAUUGGCUGACCGGUAAGGCUUAAAAGUUCAUGUGAGGUGUAUGAACAGAGGUGAUGUAUGACUGUAUAUCUGUACAUGUAUAAUAGACGAACAAAGAAAUCUUGCAUCACUGUUGCUAUUCUCUUAAUGUGAUGCAGUGCUGACCAACUAUACCUUUCUCGAGAUAACUACGCAC
Molecule: messenger RNA, 1394 nt
Organism: Fusarium odoratissimum NRRL 54006
Lineage: Eukaryota; Fungi; Ascomycota; Sordariomycetes; Hypocreales; Nectriaceae
Exons: 2
Coding region: 100-1242 (380 amino acids)
Cellular component (GO): mitochondrion
Source: RefSeq, a predicted model, not a curated record